UAGAAUGUUGACAGAACUCUGUUGGUGAGGAAGCACAUUUGGCUAUUGAAACUAGUGGGCAUGGAGCUCUAAGGGAGAAUCAUUGGCUUGAUGAUGGUGCAUACCUUAUGGUGAAGUUACUGAAUAAGCUUGCAUCAGCUAGAACAUCGGGACAAGGAGGCGGCAGCAAAGUCUUGACUGACAUGGUGGAGGGUCUCGAAGAACCAGCUGUUGCUGUUGAACUUAGACUAAAGAUCGAUCAGAAUCACUCAGAUCUUAAAGGAGGAUCCUUCCGUGUAUAUGGGGAAGCAGUGUUGAAGCAGCUUGAGAAUACAGUUGACUCAGAUGCUAAGCUUCUAAAAGCACCUGUUAACUAUGAAGGGGUUAGAGUUUCUGGUUAUGGCGGGUGGUUCCUUCUAAGACUUUCACUACAUGACCCUGUUCUACCCCUUAAUAUUGAGGCACCAAGCAACGAGGCUGCUGUAAAACUUGCUCAUGAUGUGCUUAAUGCUGUGAAUGAGUUCACCGCCCUUGAUACCUCCGCCUUGACUAAGUUUGUUGGAGCAUGAGUAUGAGCAGUUGCGCUUUGCAUUUAUCUGUUGUCUAGAUGAUCAUCAACCUUUUGGACAACCUGACCACAGGGCCACUGAUGUGUUUUUGGAAUCUUUCAAAACUUGGAAAUGCUGGAAUAGAAAAAAUUUCCUUCACAAAUCAAGAGCUGUAUGUAAUAAAGUUGUACCGUCUGUGCAAACAACAUAAAAAUGUGUGAUAGGUACCAGGAGAUACUUGUGAUUACUUCGUUUACAGUAGUUGUUUGGUGCAUCUUUUUACCUCAAGGACAUAAAAAUGUGCAGAUUGUCAUGGACAAACACAGAAAUUUUGCAUUUGCAAUGUGAAAGGUGUGAAGCGGAAAAGCAAAAAACAGUUAGAUGAUUAA
Molecule: messenger RNA, 916 nt
Organism: Nicotiana tabacum (common tobacco)
Lineage: Eukaryota; Viridiplantae; Streptophyta; Magnoliopsida; Solanales; Solanaceae
Source: RefSeq, a predicted model, not a curated record